Messenger RNA from Hippocampus zosterae (dwarf seahorse), 1581 nucleotides. RefSeq names its product selenocysteine-specific elongation factor-like. The transcript has 3 exons. Gene Ontology annotation, molecular function: translation elongation factor activity; GTPase activity; GTP binding. Lineage: Eukaryota; Metazoa; Chordata; Actinopteri; Syngnathiformes; Syngnathidae. Gene Ontology annotation, biological process: selenocysteine incorporation. The record is from RefSeq and is a predicted model, not a curated record.
AUGCGGAAGAAACUGAGGAGAUGUCCAAUACUGAAGAGAAGGAGCCCAGUACAGAUGAGACUGCUGCUAUCGAAGAGACUCCGGGACGCCGACUACCGAUUGAUCGACCCCCAGAAGCUGAUCAACAUCAACCUCGGCGUUCUUGGACAUGUUGACUCCGGGAAGACUAGUCUCUGCCAGGCCCUGACCCAGGUGCAGUCCACCGCCUGCCACGACAAAAGCCCGCAGUCGAAGUAACGUGGCAUCACCCUUGACCUCGGCUUUUCUGCCGUAUACGCUCAUCGACCGCUGGAGUGGCCUGACGAUCGGCCUCUGGUCCAGCUCACUCUCGUGGACUGCCCGGGCCAUGCCUCUCUGAUAAGGACCGUGGUGGGAGGCGCACAGAUCAUCGACGCCGUGGUGCUGGUGAUCGAUGUCACCAAAGGCAUCCAGACUCAGACCGGCUAGUGCCUGGCCAUCGCGUAGCUACUGGUGCCGAAGCUGGUGGUCCUGCUCAACAAAGUGGACUUGAUCCCCGAGUAAGAGCGAUAGAAGGCGUUGGCCCGCAAGGUAGAGAUGCUGCGCAAGAAUGUGUUUAGCAAGACCCGCUUUGGCCCUGACAUCCCCUUCGUGCCCUUUUCGGCAGUCAGCAAGGACUUGGCCGAGCGGUACUGCGAAGGCCUCGCGGGGGCAGUGCUAGGGUCGCUGCAGCUGCCGCGAAGGAAGCCGUUCGGACCGAUGAUGCUGCUCGCAGACCACUGCUUCAUGCUCAAGGGCAAGGGCUGCGUUUUCACAGGGACUGUCACCCAGGGCCAGCUUCGGGUCAAUGACGAAGUGGAGAUUCCUGAGCACUCGCAGAAGCGGAAGGUCAAGUCGUUGCAGGUGUUCCAUCGGGGGGUGGAUUGGGUCGGCCAGGGCGACAGGGUGGCCAUGAUGACUCAGGCGCUGGAGGGGGACAAGCCUGAGCGGACAGUCCUCUGCACGCCGGGCUUGCUGGCCCGCUUCGAGUCUGCGGUCAUUGAGCUCAACAAAAUUGGCUACUUCAAGCUGCCGAUCAAGACCAAGGGACAGUUCCACAUCAUCAGCGGGCACCAAACCGUCAUGGAGAAAGAGGCUUUCGACUACGAGUUUGACUUCAAAAGGGAGUACGAGGUCCUCGACUCGAUCGAGGAGGCGCAGGCUGACCACACCGUCUUCGCCAGGCUCAAAUUCGAGAGGCCUGUCCUGGGCAAUGUCGGGACCUUCCUUCUCGGAUCGAAACUAGACCUUGACGAGGCUACCAAAGCCUGUCGGCUUGCGUUCCACGGACAUGUCUUACACAUAGAAAAGGUGCAGGCCGAGCUGAAACUGUUCAAGUGGAAGGAAAAGCGAGGAGUGCUGGACCGGCAGGUAGACGAGCAGACGCUGAUCGUGAAGGACAUGUUCGCCAAGGAGGCAGACCUGCACCGACUGACCGGACAGGGAGUGCGGCUGGAGAACGGGCAGCGAGGGGUGGUGGUGGGCCCAUUUGGCAAGAGCGGCAAGCUAAAAGUGCGGCUGGACUCGGCGUUCGCGGGCGAGGACUGCGAGGUGGUGUACCAGUUCCGCAAAUAUUACAAGUGA